This is a messenger RNA of Racocetra persica, 186 nucleotides long. The record is from the annotation of a GenBank genome assembly. NCBI's taxonomy places the organism in Eukaryota, Fungi, Glomeromycota, Glomeromycetes, Diversisporales, Gigasporaceae.
CCUUCGGUUUUUGCUUUCUUCGAGUUCAACUUUCAGGUGGGUUUCGCUUGUAUUCUUGGAACUAGCUUUUUUGUUUUAGGCGUUGUUCAAGUUCAACUAACGCUUCGCUUGUCUUCUGAAUUAGCCUUCGGUUUUUGUUUUCUUCGUGUUCAACCUUCAGGUGGGCUUCGCUUGUCUUGGAGCUAG